Messenger RNA from Parasteatoda tepidariorum (common house spider), 399 nucleotides. RefSeq lists its product as uncharacterized. Lineage: Eukaryota; Metazoa; Arthropoda; Arachnida; Araneae; Theridiidae. The record is from RefSeq and is a predicted model, not a curated record.
AUGGCCGCAGUUCAAGCCAUCAAUUCCUCUGACGAUCCCAAAACCCUUGAAGUCAUAGACUGCCGACGACUCCUUCGAAGCCUUGAGUCACACAGGAAAAACAUUGUCCUUCAGUGGAUACCCUCCUACUGCGGAGUUGUAGGAAACGACAGUACAGAUUUUUUGGCCAAAAAGGGCACCUCAAUUAUUGAAAUUCCUUCCCGCGCAAUACCAUUUUAUUCCAUCAAGAAAAUGGUGACAAAUUGCAUAAAAGACCAUUCCCUCAUGGACCUGUCCAAAAGAGUGUCCGAUAAACCUUGGAGGGAUUUAGUUGCAAAAUCCUAUAUUGGUUCAAGGCGUAGAGCUGUGGCAGAAUUCCGCCUGGCUACUGGACGCGACUGUCUUCCUUCGCAGAAUUAA